This is a messenger RNA of Microsporum canis CBS 113480, 573 nucleotides long. RefSeq lists its product as hypothetical. The transcript is spliced from 2 exons. Lineage: Eukaryota; Fungi; Ascomycota; Eurotiomycetes; Onygenales; Arthrodermataceae. Bases 1 to 573 code for a protein of 190 amino acids. The record is from RefSeq and is a predicted model, not a curated record.
AUGGACGUGAGUGACUUCUCGGAAGCUAUGCUUGUAUCCUACCCCGCUAACAUUGCACAUCAGGGCUUUUAUCCGUACUCAUACGGCAGCUUUGCCUGGCUGACUCUCCAGGGCACUGCUCUUCUGGUUACUCCGAAACUGAUAUUAGCGACUCUGCUUGACGAGACCCGACAACCUACGUCGCUGGAAAUAUAUUUCGCCAGAACCUGCGGUAUAAGCCAAGUGGCACUGGCCCUGAUAUUUUUGAUUCUCACAGGAGCGCUGCCGCUCGCCUCAUCCUACGCGAUUACAUCCGAUGAAUCUGACCCCAAGAAGGAAUACGCAUAUCCGGUGCUCUUGAUCACAUCCGGAUUCCACGCAGCGGUAGCUAGCUAUGCAUAUUCCUGGUAUUCUGGAACGGGACAGACUGGCUUCGCGGCUGGGAUGGUGGUCUCAGGGUCUUUGGCUGCCAUGGGGCUCUGGUGCAUGAUGUUUGCCGGGUCAGGGAGGAUCAGUAAGAGAACAGGCGCAGACAAGAGGACAUCUGGAUUUCCAUUCAAGAAUCUAGAGGCAGACAAGAGGAAGAAGAGGUGA